UCUCAAUGAUGAGAUUGGCAAAUAAGGAUCUUUACCAACAUUUCAAGGAUGCAGGAAUCGAUUUGGCAAACCUUACACAUCGCCGCAAAAUUGAGAUUAUUUCAGUUUAUUUUAUCUGGAUGCGUCUAAUUAUGAAUACCUGGCAGUUGAGCUCUUAUUGUUUGGAUGAAAUCACUUUCACACUUCAAACUAUUCAAUUUUGGAUGGUUCACUGCUGCAAUUUGUUUAUUGCUAAUCAAUAG
Molecule: messenger RNA, 242 nt
Organism: Drosophila santomea
Lineage: Eukaryota; Metazoa; Arthropoda; Insecta; Diptera; Drosophilidae
Exons: 1
Coding region: 6-242 (78 amino acids)
Source: RefSeq, a predicted model, not a curated record